CCACCGCCGCCGCCGCCGGUGACUCUUCUCCCAGUAAUUUACCGUUCGUGACGAUGAUGGAGUCCAUGGAGUCGUCGUGUGUUCCGCCCGGGUUUCGGUUUCAUCCGACCGAUGAAGAGCUCGUUGGAUAUUAUCUAAGGAAGAAGGUAGCUUCACAAAAGAUUGAUCUUGAUGUCAUCAAAGAUAUCGAUCUUUACAGGAUCGAGCCGUGGGAUCUUCAAGAGAAAUGUUGGAUUGGUUAUGAAGAGCAAAAUGAGUGGUACUUCUUUAGUCAUAAGGACAAGAAAUAUCCGACCGGGACGAGGACGAAUAGGGCUACGUUGGCCGGGUUUUGGAAGGCAACCGGGAGAGACAAGGCUGUUUAUGACAAGAAUAAGCUCAUUGGAAUGAGAAAAACCCUCGUUUUUUAUCGAGGACGAGCCCCGAACGGGCAAAAGACUGAUUGGAUCAUGCACGAAUACAGAUUAGAAUCCGAUGAAAACGGCCCUCCACAGGAAGAAGGAUGGGUUGUGUGUAGGGCCUUCAAGAAGCGAGCGAAUGGACAAUCAAAGACGGCGGUCGAGCGGUGGGAUUCGAGCUAUUUCUACGACGAACCGAGCCGGGUCUGCUCGGGAAUCGAUCCGCUCGAGUUCAUGUCGAGGCAGUCGAUGCCACAAGGGUUGUUAGAGCACAAUAAUAUGAUGUGUAAGCAAGAGAUGGAAGGUGAGAAUGUGAAGUUGAUAGCAUAUAAUGAUCCAUUUGUACAACUUCCACAGCUUGAGAGCCCAUCUCUUCCAUUAAUGAAAAGAUCAAGCUCCAUAUCUUUGGUGUCGGAAUGCAAUGAAGAAGAAGAGCCACCGACAAAAAGAAGGUACGAUAAUAACAACAAUAAUAAUAGGAGCUCAAAGGUGACGGAUUGGAGGGCAUUGGACAAGUUUGUGGCUUCUCAAUUGAGUCAAGAAGAUGCAUUUGAAGGCGAAGGAGAUUCGAGGUUUGGAGCACAAAAUAAUAAUUAUAAUAAUAAUAACAAUCAUAAUUCAGCGGACAUGGCCAUAUUAUUGAUGGAGAAUAGAGUGCAUGAUGAAGAGAACUUAUACAAAGAGUUCUUGAGUUCGAACCCGGAGUCUGAUUUUGGGAUUUGCAUAUUUGAGAAAUGAAGAUGAUUAUUUGAGGAUGUUCUUGUCGGAUAAUAUUUUUAAUAUGUGUUCUUAUGAGGGUUAUUAUGGAUCUUGGGAUCAUAUCUCUAUAAUGUAUUUUUGUAUGAUAUGGUUGUGAAUGAGUGAAGAAAAAAAACUCUCUUUCUCUCU
Molecule: messenger RNA, 1286 nt
Organism: Cucurbita pepo subsp. pepo (vegetable marrow)
Lineage: Eukaryota; Viridiplantae; Streptophyta; Magnoliopsida; Cucurbitales; Cucurbitaceae
Product: NAC domain-containing protein 37
Biological process (GO): regulation of DNA-templated transcription
Molecular function (GO): DNA binding
Source: RefSeq, a predicted model, not a curated record